AUGGCCGCCCCCGUUGAUAUCACCCUCAAGAACUUGAGUGGAACAUGGGUCAUGGACUCAACCCAUUCCAACCCAACAGACCCCGUUCUAUCUCUGCAAGGAAUGGGCUGGAUUAUGCGCAAGACUCUGUCUCUCGCAACAGUGACGAUCGACGUCCACGAAUAUAAAGACGCAGAGGAUGCCACCCUCUACCACGUCGACGCACAGCAAACCAUCACCGGCGGCAUCCAAGGCACCAAGGAAGAGCGCAAGCUCGACUGGGCAGAGCGUGAGCACGUCGACCACAUCUUCGGCAAGCUGCAAGGCCGCUCGCGCCACCUCAGCGGUGCCAAGGGCGAGGACGGCGUUGUGCGCCCAGUCCUCGAGGUCCAGACUAAGGUCGGUAAGCCCGAGGCUGAUGCCAAGGUGCAGAAGUUCUUGUCUGGUGAUAUCCUUAUCGAUGGCUCGAAGAGCGAGGGCUUCCUUGCCGAGGAAGCCGAGGGUGAGUUCUUGCAGAGCUUUGUGAGGAAUGUGGAGUCUGGCUGGACUGCUGAGCAGGUCUGGGGCUUUGAGACUGUUGGCGGCGAGAGACGUCAUACUCGUCGUAUUGUGGUUGCUAAGGGAAGCAAGGUUGAGUUUACUAGACUUGUCUACAUUUUCAAGGAGCGCAGGGCUGAGUAA
Molecule: messenger RNA, 660 nt
Organism: Penicillium paradoxum
Lineage: Eukaryota; Fungi; Ascomycota; Eurotiomycetes; Eurotiales; Aspergillaceae
Exons: 3
Coding region: 1-660 (219 amino acids)
Source: RefSeq, a predicted model, not a curated record